Molecule: messenger RNA, 1047 nt
Organism: Penicillium brasilianum
Lineage: Eukaryota; Fungi; Ascomycota; Eurotiomycetes; Eurotiales; Aspergillaceae
Source: the annotation of a GenBank genome assembly
AUGAAAGCCCUCGUCUAUACCGGCCCAGGCACAAUCCAAGUACUCGAUCGUCCCAAACCGACUAUCCAGAACCCGACGGACGCCGUCGUCCGUCUCUUACACGCCUCCAUCUGCGGCACGGAUCUCCACAUCCUCAAAGGCGAUGUCCCCAGCGCACAACCGGGGGUGGUUCUGGGUCACGAAGGCGUCGGGGUCAUCGAUGCCGUGGGCUCCGCGGUCCAAGAAUUACGACCCGGCGACCGCGUGUUGAUCUCCUGUAUGACUUCUUGCGGCGCGUGUCGCUUCUGUCAACGCGGCUUGCCCUCCCAUUGUCGCACUGGCGGUUGGAUCCUGGGAAAUACCAUUGAUGGUACACAAGCCGAGUUUGUGCGGAUACCCCAUGCGACACUCUCGUUGCAUCGACUCCCGGCGUCGAUCGAUCCACGCGCUGCGUUGGCUAUCUCCGAUGCCCUCCCGACGGGUCUGGAGUGUGGUGUCCUCAGUGCGAACGUGCAGCCGGGGAGUUCGGUGGUGAUCGUUGGGGCGGGUCCCGUGGGCAUGGCGGCACUGCUCACGGCCAGACUGUAUUCACCCGCGUUGGUGGUGAUGGUGGACCUGGACGAGGCGCGACUGGGCACGGCGCGACAGCUGGGCGCCCAUGCCACUGUCAACUCCUCCGCGGCCGAUACGCGAGAACGGUUGCUGGCACUGACCGAGGGGUUGGGAUUCGACUCGGUCAUCGAAGCGGUGGGGAUUCCAGCUACGUUCGCUUUGUGUCAAGAGCUGGUUGCCGUGGGAGGGCGCAUCGCGAAUGUGGGCGUCCACGGCACGUCGGUGGAUUUGCAUCUGGAGAAGUUGUGGGAUCGAAAUAUCAGUAUCCACAUGUCGCUGGUCAAUGCGACGACGACACCCCAACUGUUGCGACUAGCAGAGUCGGGAAUGUUGGACAUUGGCUCGCUAGUGACCCAUCACUUUCCCAGUGCAGAGGGGGCCACCGCAUACAAGACAUUCCAAGCAGCGGCACAUCACCAGGCGUUAAAGGUGGCCAUUGACUUUGAUGAAACGUAG